Molecule: messenger RNA, 1094 nt
Organism: Drosophila kikkawai
Lineage: Eukaryota; Metazoa; Arthropoda; Insecta; Diptera; Drosophilidae
Product: probable serine hydrolase
Source: RefSeq, a predicted model, not a curated record
CUUUAAUCUGAAAGGUGUAUGCUCACUGCAUGCUUUUUGCCAAAAUUAAUCCAGUUGAGAAACAAUAACUUAUUUUAUUAACAAUGAAACGAAUUUUAAUUGAAGAUUUCCGUGAAGUGGAGAUUCCCGUGCCUUGGGGUUUCAUUUCGGGUCGAUGGUAUGGUAACCAAGAGGUUCGUCCUAUCCUGGCGAUCCACGGCUGGCUGGACAACCUGGGAACUUUCGAUCGCUUGAUUCCCCUGCUCCCAGAUUAUAUAGGAAUGCUAUGCAUCGAUCUUCCAGGACACGGACGCUCCUCGCACUUGCCGCCAGGAAUCAACUAUGGCGUCUAUGACUUGGUUUACAUCAUUCCCACCGUGGUUAAGCAUUUCGGCUGGAACAAGGUGUCCUUGAUGGGUCACUCUCUGGGUGGCAUUAUGAGCUUCGCCUACACGGCAAUGGCCCCUGACACAGUGGACAUGGUGAUUUCCCUGGACAUUCUGCUGCCCAUGAGAGUGGAGAAUGGUUUGGCAAUUGAAAUGUUUAGUAACUAUCAGGAGAGGCUACUGGUUGAGGACGACCGUAGGAAAGUGGCGGAGAAAGAUAGGAAACCGCCAAGCUACACUCUCGCCCAGAUGAGUAAAAAUGUUGCCGAAGCAAGCUUGGACGCUGUAACUGAAGAUUUGGCCCACCAUCUGCUCCACCGUCAGGUAAAGAAGGCACAUAACCAUCCCGAUCAGAAUAAAUUCUAUUACUCUCGGGAUGGAAGGGUCAAGUAUUUUAAUUAUUGGGACAUCGAUACGGGACUUGGCGGCGAGAUGGCGAGGCGUAUUGGAAAUAAGCCCUAUCUCGUUCUAAAGGGAUCUCUAUCGCUGCACUUGCAACCUCGCUGUGACGAGAUUUUUUCCAUUCUGGCCAAGGGCAACCCUCACUUUGAGUUUUACCAAGUGGAGGGCGGCACUCAUCACCUACACUUGCAGUCUGCGGAGGAGUGUGCCCGGUACAUCGUUCCCUUCAUCCAGCGCCAUCGUCCUCAGAAAAAUCAAUCUUAUCAAGAAAAAGGUAGCAAGUUGUGAAAGAGUAAGCAUCGUUAAGAGAGCUAAAAUAAUAUUUAA